This is a messenger RNA of Tinamus guttatus (white-throated tinamou), 927 nucleotides long. The record is from RefSeq and is a predicted model, not a curated record. NCBI's taxonomy places the organism in Eukaryota, Metazoa, Chordata, Aves, Tinamiformes, Tinamidae.
AUGGGUGGAAUCAGCCGUAGCUCCACGGAAAUCACUACGGUUGAUGGGAAAGCGGUGCUCAUCACAGGCUGUGACAAAGGUUUUGGACAUGCCUUGGCUAAGCAGCUGCAUGCAAAGGGAUUCACCGUUUUUGCUGGAUGCUUGCUAGCGGAUAAGAACGGCGAUGGAGCCAGGGAGCUGAGGAACCUGAAGUCGGAUCGCAUGAAGGUGCUGCAGGUCAAUGUGUGCAGUGACCAGGAAGUGGCUCAAGCUGUCGAUUUUGUGAAGAGGAACUUGAAGGAGCCAGAGAAAGGACUCUGGGGCCUGGUGAACAAUGCUGGUGUCUCGACCUUUGGAGAGGUGGAAUUCACGAGUUUGGACAAGUACAAGGAAGUGGCAGAGAUCAACCUGUGGGGCACUGUGAGAGUGACCAAGGCCUUCCUGCCCCUUGUUCGCAGAGCUAAAGGUCGCGUGGUGAAUAUCACAAGCAUGUUGGGGCGGAUGGUGAGUCCGUCUCGCUCCUGCUAUUGCAUUUCCAAGUUCGGGGUAGAGGCCUUCUCCGACUGCCUCCGGCAGGAGAUGUACCGCUGGGGCGUCAGAGUCAUCCUCAUCGAGCCCAGCAACUUCGUGGCAGCGACGGGCAUCCUGACAGCGGAGGGCAUCGAGGCAGAGGCGGAGGUGCUGUGGAACGGGGCCAGUGAUGUGGUGCGGGAGGACUACGGCCACGCGUACUUCGCUCGCCACGUGGCCCUCAUGAAGUCCUUCGUUACCAGCGGCCUGAAGGACAUGUCUCUGGUCUUGAACGACAUCACUGAGGCGCUCACUUCCGCGCGCCCCAACAGCCGCUACAAUCCCAUGGAGACCUACUGGUGGGUGAGGCUGCAGGCCGUGACGCACCUGCCCACGGCGCUCGCCGACUGGCUCUACGUUCCCGGCGCCACGCUGUGA